This is a messenger RNA of Dicrocoelium dendriticum, 1086 nucleotides long. The record is from the annotation of a GenBank genome assembly. Lineage: Eukaryota; Metazoa; Platyhelminthes; Trematoda; Plagiorchiida; Dicrocoeliidae.
AUGGCGAACCGAAUGAGCGAUAUGGGAAUGGACGUGCAGAUCAACAGAAGGCUGAACAGUAAAUACGAUGCAGAGAGUGAACGGGAAGCUAUUGGCUGGGUGAACAAACUCACUGGUGAGAACGUCCCACUUGGACGAGAGAACGUAUGCGCCAACCUGAAGAACGGUCAGACCUUGAUCAAGUUGAUCAAUACAGUCUAUGAUGGAACAGCGCAGCUUCCACAAGAGGCCGCCCGAAUGAGGAGGCCGUUCAAAGCAAACACCAUGACUGCACCUUUCAAGCAAAUGGAAAACAUUCAGACCUUCUUGAACGCUGCCGCAGCUUAUGGAGUCCCUCGGGCCAGUUUGUUUCAAACGGUAGAUCUGUACGAAGCACGUAAUAUGGCACAAGUAUUGAACACUCUUCUACAACUAGGAACGGAGUGCCAACGCAAUAACUUCAGUGGUGAAACGUGUGGCCCAAAGCCCACCUACGAGAACAAGAGAGAGUUCACUGAGGAACAGUUGCGUGCCUCUGAGGGCAUUAUAGGCCUACAAGCUGGAACCAACAAAUUAGCCAGUCAAGCCGGAAUGAGCCACGGCGGGCCGCGCCACAUCACCGAUAUCAAGGUGGAUCAAGCAAGCAAGGAGGGCUUGUCGGUUAUCGGACUUCAAAUGGGUUCAAACAAGGGAGCCACUCAGGCGGGUAUGAGUCAUGGAGGCCCUCGUCACAUUACUGACAUCAAGGUGGACCAGGCAAGUAAGGAGGGUCAAGCAGUAAUAGGACUUCAGAUGGGAUCAAACAAAGGUGCCACUCAGGCAGGUAUGAGUCAUGGAGGUCCCCGUCACAUCACUGACAUCAAAGUUGACGCCGCCAGUAAGGAGGGUCAAGGUGUCAUUGGUUUGCAGAUGGGUUCAAACAAAGGAGCAAGUCAAAGUGGCAUGAGUUAUGGGGCGCAGAGACACAUUGCAGACAUUAAAGUGGGUGAAAUGUCCAAGGACAGUGCAGGUAUCAUUGGAUUGCAGAUGGGUCCGGCCAAAGAUAAAGUUGCUUCGCAGUCGGGGAUGAGCUUUGGGGCACAACGUCAUAUAGUCGAUAGUCACUGA